Molecule: messenger RNA, 5031 nt
Organism: Nycticebus coucang (slow loris)
Lineage: Eukaryota; Metazoa; Chordata; Mammalia; Primates; Lorisidae
Gene: MATCAP1
Product: microtubule associated tyrosine carboxypeptidase 1
Exons: 8
Coding region: 2088-3503 (471 amino acids)
Source: RefSeq, a predicted model, not a curated record
AAGGGGAGAUGGAGGGAACUGGCCCAGGUAGAGGCCUGGAGAUCAGUGAGGAAUCCAGAAAAAUGUACUGUUAGUUGAGGUGAGUGAGGCCUGAAAUCUUUGUAAGGAGCUGAUUAUUAAGCAAGGUAGAGGAGGGUGGUGAAGAGCAGGUCUCGAUGGGGAAGGAAAGCUCAGGGAAGGAAUGAUUCUAGUUCUGAUAAGGAGAAAGGCUUUGGGGUUCAUUUAUUGAGUAACUGCUCUGGGCAGGCACUGUUCUGCAUCUGGGAACACAGCUGUGAACACUGGAAAGGAUAAAACAUAACUAACCAUCAAAUUACUAUACAAGUUUAAAGUGUACUGAAAUACACUUCAGAUGGUGAUAACUGCCACAGAGAACAAUAACUCAGGGAAGGAAAGAUUGUGAUGGAAGGAGGAGAGAAGGUUUACUAUUUUUUAAAGAGUGUGUUAGGGAGACUUUCUUUUUUUUUAAUGCUCCCUUUAACAUGGUAGAUAGGCUUUUUUUUUUUUGAGACAGAGUCACUCUGUUACUUGGGUAGAGUGCUAUGGCAUCAUAGCUCACAGCAACCUCAGACUUUGGUCUCAAGUGAUCCUCCUGCCUUAGCCUCCUGAGUAGCUGGGAUUAUAGGUGUGUACCACCACACCCAGCUAGUUUUUCUUUUCUUUUCUUUCUUUCUUUUUUUUAGUAGAGAUAGGGUCUCACUCUUGUUCAGGCUGGUCUUAAACUCCUGAGCUCAAGCAAUCCUCCUGCCUCAGCCUACCAGAAGGCUGGGAUUACAGGCUUGAGUCACCUCACCCAGGCAAGCCUUUUCUACUAAGACGGUAUUUAUGCAGAGAUUUGAAGAAAGAGAGAGAGUAAUCUACGCCAUUAAUUUGAGACAGAGGACAUGCUCAUUUUGAUAUGCCUGUUAAAAAAAAGUUGCAUUGAAACUGACAACACUAAAGUUUAUGAAGAAGUCUAAGCUAGUAUUUGGAUGAGAUCACCUACGGAGAAGAGGAGAGAAGUUCCCAUAAACAAGCCCUGGGACAUUCCACUGUUAAAGGUCAGGGAGAUGGGGAUGACCAGCAAGGGAAACCAAGAAGGAACAGCUAGUGAGGUAGAAGGAGAACCAAGUUUGAGUGUGUUUGGAAAGUCAAAUAGAGGGGGUGUUUUCAGGUGAAGCGAUUAACUCUGUCAGGUGCUGCUGAUCAAUAUUAAAGUCAUUGGUGACCUUGAUCAGUUCAAUUUGGAUGGAGUGCAGGGAACAAAAGCCUAAUUGGAGUGGAUUUAAGAGACAAUAGGAAAAAAAGGAAUUGGAGAUGGGUAUAAUAUAAAUGACUCUUACUGCUGCAAUAAGGAGCAGAUGGAAGGAGCUGCAGAGUGACUAUAGCUGGAUGAGUGUGGGUUCAAGUGAGGGUUUUAUUUUGUUUCUUUAAGAUGGAGAAAUAAAAGCAUAUGUUUAUGCUGAUGGAAAGACUCCAGUAGAGAGAAAGAGACUGAUGAUAUAGGAGAAAAGAGAAAUGUUGGAAAUUGCAUCCCUGGGCAGGCAAGGAAGCUUAGAGGCUGGAGUCUCCAGUCAGUCUCUGGGGAGAGACUGGAUUGGCCUGAGCCCUGGCACAGAGUCAGGGGUUGAGUGCCCUGACACUGGCCCAAGAAGAUGCCUCAGAUAGGGGACAGGCCUGGAUUUGUUGAAGUUACCCUCUGCUCCCAAAAGCAGGUUUUAAUUUGGAUUUGAACAAAUAGCCUAGAGGAGAGAGGGCAUUCCCAGGAGGCUAGCAUAAGCAAGGGGUACUCAGGGAUUCAAAUAGACUGACGCCAAAUGGUCAGGAGGAUGUGGGUGGAGCCAAGUGGGAGGGGAGUGGUGGGACUGAGAAGACACCAUGGGCAGAAAGCAGCCCUGAGGACCCCCAUCUAUUAUCAUCCAGGCAAGUGAAUACUGCAUUGUACCAGCUUCCAGACGAGGUGGAUAUAUAAAACUCUUGCUUUCUGCUUGGGUGAGCUUGCUGGUAGGAAUGGACACUGCAGCCACCCAGACCCCUGGCAGCAGAACCUAGAGGUCAGCUGAGUGGGGAGUUGGAGUGACCUGGCUGGAUGUGACCCCCAAGACAGAAUGGUGCUGGACUCAGGGGAUCAGGCAUAUGAGCAGGCACCCCCCAGCCCGCCUGGCAGUCCCUCAUCUCUGCACCAUAGGCUGAAGCCCUCAGACCAAGAUGUGCCACCGAGGUACCCCUGGCCUCCAUCCCUGGCCUUGCCCCUGGCUCUGGCAGUCCCCUCAGCACUGCAGCCCCAGCCUGAGCGACAGCCCUCCUCAAAGCUGCACUUGGGCCACCGUAGCCACAUGCGUCGCAGUGAAAGCACCUACACUGUAAAUAGUACGGGCCAGCAGAGGUGUGGCACCCAGCGACGGGCUCUGUCUGGACAAGGACGGAAGCCAGGUGGGGGCACCCUGCGGUCUGCAGCAUCCCUGCCUCACAUUGCUAAGACUCGAAGGGAUGGAGGUCAUGGUACCAGCAAGAGCCCCUGCAUGUUAGUGGCCCUGCGACCAAUCAACAUGGACCAUGAACGGGACAAGUUCUUUCAGUCCCAUUACACCUACAACCCACAGUUUGAGUACCAGGAGCCCAUGCCCACGGCUGUACUGGAGAAGUACUGUGAGGCCUCUGGACAGUUCAUCCAUCAGGCAGUUGGCAUCAUUGAAGCUGUUCUGGAGAAGUUUGGUACCUAUGAACACUUUGAGGCUGCUACUGGGGGCCAGCUGCUGACCAAGUGCCAGAUUUGGUCCAUUGUGCGCAAAUACAUGCAAAAGGAGGGCUGCGUUGGGGAGGUUGUGGUGCAGCUGAGUGAGGACCUCCUGUCCCAGGCAGUCAUGAUGGUGGAGAACAGCCGACCCACACUGGCCAUCAAUCUGACUGGAGCCCGCCAGUAUUGGUUGGAAGGGAUGCUGCGGCAUGAGAUAGGCACCCACUACCUGCGAGGCGUGAACAAUUCGCGACAGCCGUGGCACAGCGCCGAGGGCCGGCUGCGGUACGGGCUGCGCCCAGCUAACCCCACGGAGGAGGGCCUGGCCAGCCUGCACAGCGUGCUGUUCCGCAAGCAGCCCUUCCUGUGGCGCGCCGCCCUGCUGUACUACACCAUCCACCGCGCCGCGCGCAUGUCUUUCCCACAGCUCUUCCAGGAUCUGGCGCGCUACGUGCAGGACGCAGACGUGCGCUGGGAGUACUGCGUGCGCGCCAAGCGCGGCCAGACCGACACCUCAAAGCCGGGCUGCUUCAGCAAGGACCAGGUGUACCUGGACGGCAUCGUGCGCAUUCUGCGACACCGCGAGACCAUCGACUUCCCGCUGCUGACCUCGCUGGGCAAGGUGUCCUAUGAGGAUGUGGACCACCUGCGGCCCCAUGGGGUGCUGGAUAAAACCCGGGUACCCCACUUCAUGCAAGACUUGGCACGCUACCGGCAGCAGCUGGAGCACAUCAUGACCACCAACCGGCUGGAUGAGGCAGAGCUGGGCCGCCUGCUGCCGGACUGAUGUUGGUUGAGGGCUACAGAUAGAGGCCCCAGAAAGAGGGCUCCAGAUCAGCCCCCAGAACAUGAAGCUGUCUGCUCUGUUCAUCCAUGGCCUGGGUGUUUCUUGGGGGCAUUGGGAGGGCAGAAGCGUUCCAAGAUGAGGAGUGGCAACAUCUGAGGGUUUCUGUCAUGCCUAGCAUGUUGGGCAAACUGAGUUGCCCUUCGGCCUCCAGCUCUCUGUUGAGCAGAGGGGAAGUCUGGGGGUAGGAGGAGAGCUGAGCAUUGAGGGGGAUGGGGGGAGGUUUGGGAGUAGAAACUUGUUCUUGCAUGGAAUGUUUUUGGGUGCUCGGGUACUCCAGUCUCUCCCUUCCCCUACCUGGCCCCUUGGUGCUCCUUCAGCAUUCAUGCUGUCUACCUCUUACUGGGUCCUGGUGGAGGUUGGGAUCCCUGGGGUGAUUGCCUGAGCCUAGAGUCUUGGCUUCACACAGGUUCAAGGGGCUGGGUCCUGGUAGUAGAGACCCAGCUGGACUGGGCUGUGCUUAAGCAUUUGGUUCUCCCACCAAAUAUGGUCAUGUAUUUAUUCCAUAUUUAUGUACUCUACUUCCUGAGGCUGGGAGGCAGCAGCUUCUGAAGGUUUUUUUUUUUUUCCCUUGGUGUCACAGCUCACAGCAACCUCCAACUCCUGGGCUUAGGCGAUUCUCUUGCCUCAGCCUCCUGGGUAGCUGGGACUACAGGUGCCCACCACAACACCUGGCUAUUUUUUUUUUUGUUGCAGUUUGGCUGGGGCUGGGUUCGAGCCCACCACCCUCGGUAUAUGGGGCUAGUGCCCUACCCACUGAGCCACAGGAGCCGCCAGCUUCUGAAGGUUUGAUGGAGGGAAUAGGACACUCCUAGUCCUACUCUCAUUUUACACACACACACACACACACAAAUGCAGGCCUUGUGAGUCAAGCCCAAGAGCUCACCUGGCCCUAUCCCUAUUCUCUCUGCUGUUCUUGUUUUCACCAGCAUGCUCACAGCUGGUCUCUGGCAGAGGUUGGCAUAGCCUGGAAGCAGCCACAAUCGAGCCUGAGGGGCAGGCCCCCAAGGCCCUAGCCCCUCUGGGACCAGAGAGGUGCAGAGGUGGUUGAUGCUUCCAGUUUCACUUCUGACUCAGCUAUGUGCAGUUGAUCCAGUGUCACUCUUACCCUUGGCCUUAGUUUUCUCAUCUGUAAAACUCAGAAAUGCGGUUGGAAAAUCUUUAUUCAUUUAGCCAAUGAGUAUGUAUAGAGCACCUUCUGUGUGCCAGUUACUAGUCAGAAUCCUCACUGAGCUACCAGUCCAGAGGGAAGCCAGUCAAUUAAAACAGGAAUGACAAUGAUGUGUGUGGCCUCUGUUUACCUAAGAUCCCUUCCCCUUCCCCUUCUCUAAUCUCAGCUUCAUGUUCUAGGGUCUAAUCUGGAGCUCUCUUUCUGGAGGGAGCUCUAAGCCCUCCCUAAGUGGAGAAAAGUUUCCUUUCCCUUGCUCUCUGCAUCAAGCCCAGGGGCUUCCAUGAAGUUCAGCAGGUGCCU